AUGGAGAAUACAAAUACUAACCAGACAUUAGCUACCCCUACAUUUAAAGUGGGACUUACAUCAGAAGAAAAGAAGUUAUACUCGCAGUUAUUCAAGUCUUUGGAUCCUGAGGGUACAGGAAUUAUAACUGGGGAGAAGGCCAGAUCAACUUUUGAAAAAUCGGGAUUACCGCCGGCUAUAUUGGGAGAAAUUUGGCAAAUUGCUGAUCAAAACAAUUUGGGGUUUUUGACACAGUUCGGAUUUUGUCAUGCUAUGAGAUUAAUAGGUUAUACGCAAUCUGGACAACAUCCUACGUCGACGUUGGGAGAUACACCUGGUCCAUUGCCGAAAUUUGCAAAUUUGAACUUAGUUCAACCACCACCUUUACAGCCACAAUCAACAAAUAGUUCGUUCAUGCAAUCGCAGCCUAGUGCAAUUGUGCCUCAGAAUACGGCAACUCUACAAUCAAAACCUCAAGAUCCAAUUUCAUCGAUUUCAUCUAGUGAUUAUCAAAAAUUUAGUCAACUUUUCAUUAAAACUGUCGGAUCGCCAAAAGGAGAGUUAAGUGGAAAUAAGGCUAGAGAUAUUUUUAUGAAAGCCAAGUUACCUACUACAACGUUGGGCCAAAUUUGGGGCUUGGUUGAUAGAGACAAUAGCGGUAAAUUGGAUAUGCCCAGCUUUAUCAUUGCCAUGCACUUGAUUCAUGGUUUAUUAAGUGGUGUUAUCAAACAAUUACCUCCUUUUUUGUCUGAAAAUGUUUGGCAGUCAGUUCAAGCUCCUGAAGCUAAUUUACAACCUCAAGGUUCGCGUCAAGCCUCCUAUAACUCUAUUAAUUCCCAGCAAACCACUGUUAGACACCCUCCAUCAGCUGGUACACAAAGCCAAUUUCAACAACCUCAAUCACCACAUAGAGAUGUAUCUACACCACAAGGUGCCAAUAGCUGGACAGUAACCCCUACCAUCAAACAACAAUAUGACUCUAUUUUCGAUAAUUUGGAUAAAUCUAAAUCAGGCCAGCUAUCUCCUGACCAAGUAGCUUCCAUUUUAAUGACUUCAAAGUUGAACCAACAAGACUUAGCUACAGUUUGGGAUUUGGCUGAUAUACAAAAUACAGGUAUUUUUACAAAAUUAGAAUUUUCUAUAGCGCUAUUCUUAGUUAACAAAAGAUUAGCCGGAGAUAAAUUACCUAAUAUUGUUCCUGAUUCAUUAAUUGAUUCUAUCAAGAAUAUCGGUGAGCCUCAGCAUCAAUCAAAUUCAGAUAAUAGGAACGCUCCACAAGUAAAGCCUAUUGAAAGGCAGAAAACUGCCAUGGAUGAUUUAGUAGACAUUUUUGGUCCAACGUCAAAUACGAGUAGUGCUGUACCAGCGGUAUCUCCUACUAAUUCCUCAGCUCAUCAUGAUGUAAGUAGGUCGCUUGAAAAGCGUACGUCAAGUAGUGACUUAAGUCAUCCUGGUGAUUUACCAAAAGUUAGGAAAAAUUUGUCACAAUCAUUUCAACCGACGUCUUCUUUUGGUCAAACUUUAAUGAACAAACAUCAAUCUUUCACACCUACUAAAGAAGAGAAAGUAGAAGAAGAUUUAUUGGGUGAAGAUGUUCAUCAUGAAGCUGAGCCAAGAUCACCACCUCCUGUGCCAGAAAGUAAGAAAAUCAAUUACGAUGCCUUAAGAUCUGUUCCUCCUCCGCCAGUGAAAAGUCAACCAUCGACUAUUGGCUCCGUAUCUUCGCCUGCGAAUCAGUCAUCCGCCUCUGGGUAUCAGUCUCCUCCGCCUGUUCCAGUACACAAUCAUAAUGUUGGAGGUGUCUCGCGUGAAGGGUCAUUUCAACAACAGAAAGCAUUACCAAGCCAAAAUGAUGAUUUAUUGGCAGAUGCUAAUCCUGAAAUUUCAGGCCAAUUAUCUCAAGCCACGUCAGAUAUCGCUAAUCUUUCAAACCAAAUAAAAUCCUUAACGACACAGACUUCAGGUUUGCAUGAAAAGAAAAGUCGAGCUGAGCAAGAAUUAUCGAAGAUUUUAUCAACGAAACAAGAUAUUGGAAACAAAUUAAAGACAUUGAGAUCAUCUUAUGAAAGCGAGGUUCAACAAUUUAAUCAAGUUGAGUCCAAUUUGGCCACUGCCAAAGAGGAAACAGAAGCCUUAAGAUCAGAAACUUCUAUAUCGGAAGCAAGAUUUAACAGUUUAACUUCUGACUUGAAUGAAAAGCAAGUUACAAUGGAAAACUUACAAAAAGAAAAUGCAGCAUUGAAAGAAAAGCUAGGUAACUUAAAUGCUGAAAAUGCUGAGCUUCAGAAACAGACCGAAUUGCGAACAAGUGAGCUUCAGCAAUUAACGAACAAGUUGUCGGUUACUAAGUCGCAAGUCCAAGUAGCUCUUGUUAAAAACCAAGAAUUGAAAAAUAAACUUUUAGAAAUGGAAAAUAGUAGUAAAAAUCUACAAAAAGAAGUCGAUCAAGCUGAGCAACAGCACAGUGAUUUCCAAAAUGAAAGCAAAAAUUUGUCUCAGCAACAUGAGGACUUAUCUAAAUUCCAACCUUCUAAAGAGAAUUCUGGUUUAUUUGGUAAUGCCAAGGGUUUAGCUGUCGGAGCUGGUGUUGGUUCAGCAAUCGCUGGUGUUGCAGGUAUGGUAGGUCAUAGUAUGGGUCAUGACGAGUCGUCGACAUCAAAUAGAGAUGAGCAACAAGAAUCAUAUAAUCAGAAUGCUUCGGAUGAACAAAGUUUCAGGUCAAGAUUCAAGGUAAGCGACUUGGUUGAUGAGGUUAGAGACAAGCCAAGUGCAGACUUAACAGGUGUUGAUGAUUUAGAAAAUGUUAACAAAGAUGCAUCUUCAUUCCCAAACGCUUCGGAGCAAAAUAAUGAGCAGGCCACGGAUGAAUUUAGAGAUAGAUUCCCAAGAUUAUCUACUAACGAAUCGACCGAGGAAAACAAUACAAAUGCCACGGCUCCAUCAUCUACGGUAAUGACUGAAGAUACUGAUGGAAAUGAAACUCCAGUUACUUCACCAAGCAAUUCAGACUUUCAAUUCCCCGAAGGAUCUAAUGCUGGCAUUGGCGCAGGUAUGGCGGGAAUGCCUGGUAUGCUCGUUGGGGUUCAAAGAACAGACUCUUUGACCUCUAGUGUUCAAAAUAAUGCUGCUCUAUCUGUUCGUGAUGAUAAUAUUGACGAAGUUAGUGAUCGCGAUACUAUUGAUAAUUUAACUGCCCCUAACACUGCAGGAACUGCUGUUGUUACCCAUAACGAAUUUAAAAAUGACAACAACCAGGAAGAAUCGAGUGACAAAUUAUCAUCAGGGGUAGAAUCUUUUGAAAUGGUGAACUCAGAUGAUGUUAGGGAUCAAUAUAAUUCUCAAGACAAACAAUUUGGAACUGGAAAUAGAGAAUCAUUUGUUAUGAGAAACCCCCUUAAUGUUAGAGAAGAUUCUGAUUUGCCAAAUCCUUCAAUUGAUGAUGAAUUUCCUCCAAUUAAAGAGUUAGAUUAUGAUGAAAGCUCCUCUGAUGAUGAAUCUCAGAACGAUAAUUAUGAUGAUGCAGUAGAUAACUUGCCAAGUCAAUCUAAAGAAGCACCCGUCAAUCAAGCUUCUCAGGAUGAUUUUGACAGCGCAUUUAAUGAUUUGCAACCGGCUGCCCCUGAAAAUCAUGGAAGAGAUUUGUUUGCUGAUGAAUUUGAUAAUCUUGAGGCUGCUCAGGUUGAUGAUAACUUGAAUGAUGAAUUCGAAGGUCAGAACCAAGAUAUUGGGUUCUCUGAAGAUUUCACCAAUGAACCAUUAGGCCAGAGUGAUGCUUCGUAUUCGCAAUUCAAUCAUCAAUCGGCUGAGCAGUCUAACAAGAACUCUAACGAUGAAUGGGAACAACUUUUUGCUGGAUUUGGUAAUGCAGAACCAACCUCACAGACAGUACAAGAGCAUUCUGAAGCAACACAAUCGAAUUCAUCUCAGUAUGAUGCAAUUCAAGAGUUAGUUGGUAUGGGAUUCGAUGAAAACACUGCAGCUAGAGCUUUAGCGAAAGAAAAUGGAAAUUUAGAGGCGGCAACCAAUUAUUUAUUAGAUAACGCUUGA
Debaryomyces fabryi is the source of this 4026-nucleotide messenger RNA. It is a transcript of the gene CTA3, whose product is annotated as Cta3p. Gene Ontology annotation, molecular function: protein binding; calcium ion binding. Gene Ontology annotation, cellular component: plasma membrane; cytoplasm. The coding region runs from base 1 to 4026 and encodes 1341 amino acids. Gene Ontology annotation, biological process: endocytosis; endosomal transport. Lineage: Eukaryota; Fungi; Ascomycota; Pichiomycetes; Serinales; Debaryomycetaceae. The transcript has a single exon. The record is from RefSeq and is a predicted model, not a curated record.